CAAGAAAGGCGGAGAGGAGGGAGUCUCCCAGCCUUUUCUUCCUCAUGGUUAACUAGACAUGUGAUUAGCAUUGCUGUCUGCUACUUAGUUUGCCCUGCAGUCAAGCUGGUCUGCCUUAAGGGGAAACACUGUCUGCAGGCUACUCAGUCAACAGCAAGCCCAGCACCAGGCAGCCAGCCAGCUCACCAGCACCAGUUUCACAGUCAUGCCUGGCACCACUGCAGCCAAGAAGCUUGAUCUUUCCAAGCUCACAGACGAGGAGGCCAAGCAUGUGUGGGAGGUUGUCCUGAGAGAUUUCAACCUGAGGAAGAAGGAGGAGGACAGACUUGGGGAGCUAAAGACAAAGAUCGCGAGAGAAGACAGCAAGAGAGAGCUGUUGGGGAACGAGACCAGUCUGACUGAGUCUCACUGUAUUCGUUGUCUCCAGCCCUUCAAAUUCCUGGUCAACAGCAAGCAUCAGUGUCUGGACUGCCAGCUCUAUAUCUGCAAGUCCUGCAGCCGCUACAACAAGAAGGAGGAUGGCUGGGUGUGUGAUCCCUGUCGCAUGGCCAGGGUCUUUAAGAUUGGCACUUUGGAGUGGUACCAUGAGAACGUCCGCGCCCGCUUCAAGCGCUUUGGCAGUGCCAAGGUGAUGCGAUCACUCUUCAAGAGGUUGAACGGAGAACACAGAUGCUCUCAGAGUGAUCUUGGAGAGCCCCAAGAAUAUGACACACAGAGCAUGCCUGAGGUCCACACAGACGGAUAUGAAGAGCACAGUAUGGAUGCAACAGACUCACACCAAUACAAAGGGAUGAAAAAGACCAAGAGGCGGUUAACUGUUGAUCCCAUUGAUUUCGAACUGGGUGGUGAUGAGUCCAACAAAUCAAGAGGACAAUCAAAUCAGGCCCCUGGUGCCCAUAACAUUGUAGUUAUGGAUGUAGCUGUGAGGGAGUCAAUACAUGCUGAGGCAGAUGUUUCCUCUGUUUUGCACCAGAUUUUGAAGGAGCAACAAAAAGGUCCAGACCUGGAAAUGGCUGCACAGCAAGAUGACCUUGUGUACUUGGAGAACCGGACCGAUCCGUCUCGCUCUGUCUCCCAGCUCAGCUAUUCCUCAUGCGGCAGUGGCAGCGCUGGAGGCCUCCGAUGCAGCAGCUUCCUGCCGGGUCCCGAUGACUCCGAGGAAGAGGACAACCAGCUGUACCAGCAGUACCCGAUCUACCACUCUCAUCCAGGCACCUACAGCCACACUUCUCAGGAGAGCCUGAACUCAGCCAUCCCUCCAGCACAGAUCACUGACAUCAACAGACGCAUGUCCGCUAUUGAGACAUUCUUGGACCAGCUUGAGGAGAGGGUCAGCACAACAUACGACCAGGCUCCUCCAACUCCACACAGCUCCUCUCCUCCUCCUCAGUGGGAAGAAGUGGAUCUAGAAGAGCAGCAGCUCAGACAGAAGCUCCAUGCGAUGACGGACAACAUCAGCGACCAUAGCCUAUCCUCCGAUGAAGACGAGACCAACAGACCAGAGUUCCCCCAAGAGAUUCCAGCGUGGAAGAGCCCACAGGGGGAGCCUAAGCCCUCCAGACUCCCUACCAGACCAACAUCCAUCGUGAACAAUGUGGCCUCCACACUUGGGGAGGAGCUGCCUCAGCAGACUGAUUCUCAGAAGACAAACCAGUUUUCAAAUGAUUUUCCUGAGAGGCAGGAGCUCCCCCUGGAGGAUGGAUCAAAGGCCAGCUUCAAAGGUUCAACAGCGUUACUCAAUGAGCUGGAGGACAUGGUAGCUCAGGCAGCCGCCAAUGUCCAGAACGCCCAGAGUGAGGUCUCUUACAUAGAGAACAGGAUUGCUGCCUUGAAUGCUGCUGGCAUGCCUGUGGAUAAAAGAAGGAAGUCUGCAAUCCCAAUCCAAGCAAGAAGACUUUCCCACAACUUUCCCACAAACCAGGCGGACAGGUUUGUGAGGAACUCCCUCUACAGGGGCUCCCUGACACAGAGGAAUCCAGUGGCAAAGCCAAAGACCAGGGCUACCAGUGCGAAACCAGUCAUGACACAGGGAUUGUGAGGAGGAGGCUGAGUAUUAUCUGACUGAAUAGUUUUUCUUGUGACCACACUUAUCGUUUUAUACAAUUUAUAACACACUGGAACUUAACAGGGGUGCAUUUAAGUCUACUUAAAGAGUUUCCUGUUUAAAUUGUACCAACUGUCUGCUGGGGCAGGACUGCUUACCAUUAUAUUUAAAAUGUGUCCUUUUGGUAUUGCUGUUGUUUUACUGGGAUAGAUCCAGACUUUAUCUAUAAUAUAUGAUGAAGUUACUCUUACAUGUGAUAUACACUAACGCUGGACACGCUUCUUAAAGUAAGCUCAGUCGCAUACAUUACCAAGCAAGUUAAUGGAUUUGCCUUAAUGCGCAGUAUUCAUUGUGUUAAUCUAAAACUUUUAACUGGUUCAUUCAAACGUUACACAGAAAAAGCACAAUGAAAAUCUUGUGUUUACAUUAAACAACAGACGGGAGUACACCCCUAUUCAAUAUCGCUGAAAUAUCAAAUUAUUCAACCAUGUAUUACCUCUCAAUAAUACCACUAUUCCUAAAUUGAACAGUAGAUUGUUUUCUCAUAGGAGCAGUUAAAACAAAUACUUCACACUGUAUUGACAAUAAAGGCUCUUAAGUGGAAACUCAAUGCAACAAAAACUGAAUACAGAUGCAUUCAAUUACAAACAAGUUUAAAAAAAAAAAACUGUGAUCACUGGAGGUAAACUCAGUGCACCUGUGAUCUGUAAUUAGAUUAAUUGUUUGAACAUGGGGCUGCACAGUGGCGUAGUGGUUAGCACUUUUGCCUUGCAGCAAGAAGAUCCCUGGUUCGCGUCCCGGCUUUCCCGGGAUCUUUCUGCAUGGAGUUUGCAUGUUCUCCCUGUGCAUGCGUGGGUUCUCUCCGGGUACUCCGGCUUCCUCCCACAGUCCAAAAAUAAGCUGAGGUUAAUUGAUUAUUCUAAAUUGCCCGUAGGUGUGAAUGUGAGAGUGAUUGUUUGUCUAUAUAUGUAGCUCUGUGAUAGACUGGUGACCUGUCUAGGGUGUCCCCUGCCUUCACCCGAGUCAGCUGGGAUAGGCUCCAGCACCCCCCGCGACCCUAGUGAGGAUUAAGCGGUGUAUAGAUGAUGGAUGGAUGGAUGGAUGGAUGUUUGAACAUGGUUCUAAAGUUACCUGUCAGCACUGGAUCUUUCUCAAUUUUGGCUCCACAUUGAAUUUGAGUGUCAAACUUCAUAAAGAUGGAAAUUGAUACAGAAACAUCAGUGAUCAACAAAAAAGCAAAGAAAACACAGUUGCAGCAGGAGUCAGGAGGUAUGAGUCACAGUGCCACUGAUCAGAGCUGCUGUGGUCGUCCUCCUAAUAGAACACGGGCUUCAGUGUAAUAUCUUUGCUAUCUAGCUCAGAGCACCGAGGUUAUCAGUGAAAAUGAUAGUUUCUAUUACAGCCCAGACAGUGAGAAGGACAAUGUGGAUAGCUUUCAAGAAAAACACUUGCUUGUUCUUUGGCAUAAAAUAGCAUGAGUAGACUUUGCUAAAAAUAGAAAAAAAAACAAUGAAAAGAGGCCAGAUGAGUAUUGGGAACACAGUCUUUGGUCAAAUGAGAUCAUUAAUAGGGUAAUUAUGUUGUAAACAUAAACUUGCAUAAACCUGGCUAGUGGUCAGGCCAAACACCAUAAUGAAUGCACAGUCCUGACAGUGAAGCACAGAAAUUUGAGUGUGAUAUUGUGGGGCUGCAUGAGUGCAAAAGCUGUUGGGUAGAUGAAAUUUAUAGAUGGUGCAAUGAACAUAUCCAUCCAUCAUCUAUACACCGCUUAGUCCUCUAUCCCAGCUGGCUUAAGGUGAAGGCAGGGGACAUAUAGAGACAAACAAGCACACUCACUCACAUUCACACCUACGGAAAAUUUAGAAUGACCAGUUAACCUCAGCAUGUUUUUGGACAAUCUCCCAUAGCUGAAAAACCCAGAGAAAACCUAUGCGUGUAAAGGGAGAACAUGGAAACUCCAUGCAUGAUAUUGCAGUGGUGUACUACUUUCUGUUGCCUACAUCAUAAAUAUUUUAGCCAGUCCAAAACCAGUGCAAUAACAGACUGCAAGCCAGUCUGCAACAGUUUAACAUUUCCAAAAAUCUGUUUGUUUGUGAUAUUCUUUAGAUAUCUUUAAUACUAUUUGAUUCUGGCAAUGUAAGAAUGUUAAAUUGAUUGUAAAAUUGGACCGAUGUCAUAUUGAAACCAGCUGGUCUAAACUGUAAACCUGAAGGUUUCUGUACUGUGAUGCACAGGAUUAAAAUACAAGAUCUCAGAUACUUAUAUUACAUUUGUAAAUUAUCAGCUAAAAUACAUAUACGCAUACAUGAAUGCAUCAGCUUAAACAAAAUCUAGUUAUACCUGCAUAGUGAGUACUUUUAUGUUCACUUAUUGCAUGUAAGUGUCAACUGAAACUGAAACGUGCAAUUGAAUAUGCAAGUAAAAUUUAUUUUAAUUUGA
This is a messenger RNA of Amphiprion ocellaris (clown anemonefish), 4483 nucleotides long. It is a transcript of the gene mlphb, whose product is annotated as melanophilin b. The record is from RefSeq and is a predicted model, not a curated record. The coding region runs from base 206 to 2038 and encodes 610 amino acids. The transcript has 16 exons. Gene Ontology annotation, biological process: intracellular protein transport. Lineage: Eukaryota; Metazoa; Chordata; Actinopteri; Pomacentridae. Gene Ontology annotation, cellular component: cortical actin cytoskeleton. Gene Ontology annotation, molecular function: small GTPase binding; myosin binding; actin binding.